GCCCGGAUGUUCGCCAUCUUGAGAUGAAUAUCGUGUGUUGAGUGGUUAUUCCCGAAGUUAGAGUUACCGUCUGCACGCUGAGAUUCAGGGGGUACCACCACAUUUCUUUACGAUGGCAACGCAGGUUGAUCUAGACACACAGUUGGAUUGCGCAUUGGACUUAAUGAGAAGACUCCCGCCACAAGAGAUUGAAAAGAACCUCAGUGACCUUAUAGACUUGGUUCCAGAGCUCUGUGAAGACCUGCUGUCAUCGGUUGAUCAGCCACUCAAGAUCGCUCGGGACAGCUCAGCCGGGAAAGAUUAUCUUCUGUGUGAUUAUAACAGAGACGGCGAUUCUUACAGGUCACCCUGGAAUAACAAGUACGACCCACCCUUGGAAGACGGAGCAGUACCUUCCGCCAAACUCCGCAAGCUCGAGGUCGAGGCCAAUAUUGCCUUUGACACCUAUAGAGACCUAUAUUUUGAAGGGGGUGUAUCUUCAGUGUAUCUUUGGGAUCUUGACCAUGGCUUCGCUGGGGUCAUUCUCAUCAAGAAAGCCGGAGAUGGAUCCAAGACCAUCCAGGGAUGCUGGGAUUCCAUCCACGUCGUUGAAGUACAAGAUAAAUCAAGUGGACGCAAUGCACACUACAAGUUGACAUCAACUGUCAUGCUCUGGCUACAGACCAACAAAAGCGGCUCCGGUACGAUGAACCUCGGCGGAAGUUUGACACGGCAGUCCGAGGGGGAUUGUCAAGUCAGUGAGGCAACUCCCCACAUCGUCAACAUUGGCAAGAUGGUUGAGUCAAUGGAGAACAAAAUGAGAACUACACUUAAUGAAAUCUACUUUGGAAAGACGAGAGACAUCAUUAAUGAUUUAAGGUGUGUCUCCAACUUAAGUGCAAAGGACCAGCAACAGCAGCUAGCAAAGGAAUUACUUCAAAACUUUCAGGGUCGCAAGUAAGCGUGGCUCCCCUAUCUCAACAGAGAUACUAUACAAGUCUACAGAGGGCUUUUUCAUUUUCAGCAGCGCGGAUGGGAUAACACUUCGAUUAACGACGUGGGUUUGUUGCAUUCCGUUUUAGGGCAACAGCCUGUGGGUCAAUGCAUUUAGGAAGUCGACCCAAAUUUAUAUACAGGGGGUAUACUUGCACAUUUUAUUUUUCAGUCUAUGCACUUUGAUUGCCAGUGCAACUCUGUAACACUUUCAAUAUUUAGUUUUUUUUAUAGAAAAGUCAAGGAUGAACAUAAAUACAUAUUUUGUAAAUCCUCUUGCCUGAUUUAAGAAAUGGGGUCAUACCAUACACUAUUUCUUCCUCCUUGGUUUGUUUGUUAUUAUUAUUGGGGUACAUGUUAUCAAGUGUCAAGCAAUAUUUUUCUUCUUGGUUGCUAUAUUAAGAUAAGCAAAGGUUGAGAUUUUGUUCAUUCCCGUUUUUUUGUAUUGAGGUUACCGCAGGAUUCAUCGAAUCACUUAAGCGAUGUUUAGUCACUUUCCAUUCAUUUGUUUACCAACUCCCAAAAUUUUCCUGAAAAUGAAUGUUUAAAUU
Messenger RNA from Asterias rubens (European starfish), 1523 nucleotides. Its product is annotated as F-actin-capping protein subunit beta-like. The record is from RefSeq and is a predicted model, not a curated record. Gene Ontology annotation, cellular component: F-actin capping protein complex; cytoplasm. Bases 113 to 940 code for a protein of 275 amino acids. Gene Ontology annotation, molecular function: actin filament binding. The transcript is spliced from 9 exons. NCBI's taxonomy places the organism in Eukaryota, Metazoa, Echinodermata, Asteroidea, Forcipulatida, Asteriidae. Gene Ontology annotation, biological process: barbed-end actin filament capping; cell morphogenesis; actin cytoskeleton organization.